GCGGUCCCAAGAUGGCGUCGCAACAAAACGCAUUUGAAACGUUUUCCUGAGUAAAAAGGACUAGAAAACGCGGCCAUGGAUGCCUCUGGUGGUCGCCGCCUUGCACUGUCAUCAGAAUGGUGAGACUCUCGCGUUCUGUCCAGUUACAUCGCAGGAACGACAAGUGUUUGAGGCGUUUCAGGGGGAUAAAUGAACGUGUUUUUUUCGGCCUCGCGUGAUGAAGAGUGUUGGCCAUUUAUGCAAGACCUGUGGAGAAGGGCGAGUGCGUCCUUUCCAGUUUUCCGUGGACCAGGCGGUUGUGAGAUGCGACAAUGCAGACUGUGAUUCAUAUUUAGAGGUUCCGCCAUGGGACUGUGUAAUCAGGCAGACUAUUACCCCUUAUAAGAAGAGGCAGUCAGUCUUUUCAGGUAAUCAACAUUACAGGACCUGGAGUUGCAGUAGUAGUGGCGCCUUAUCAGACUUCCGAAGCCCAGUGGAAAGUCUUGGGGAGCCCUGUAACUCUAGGACAGAUAGAUCACACAAUCUUCUGCCUAGGGAAAACAAAUGUAGCAAAUCAAUCUCCACUGAUGCCAGCCAUACCCCAGAGACUGAGGAGGAAUAUUGGAACGCAGGCAGCUCUGAAACGUUUUUCAACCUCUUGCGUGACCUUGACUUGGAAUCUGCAUUGCCAAAGACAAGGAAUGAAGCCACAUCUGUACCACCUCAGGGAAAUAGCUGGGACCUGGAUGUUGUGACUGCCGAUCUAGAAUCAUGGAUGGAAACAUUUGACUGCAACACCAGUAUUAGCGAUGGUAAACCAAGUUGCAAAGAUAGUAGCCUUAGCAAAGAACCAGAGCAGACAUUAAUCAAUGAACAAGAGUCUUUUAAUUCACAAACUUUAUCUGAAAUUUUCUUUGAAAACCAAAGUGGUAACAGUGAUUUUGAUGGACAGAGCUCUAAGAUUUGUGUCAGUGAUACCAGUUCAAAUGAUAGAUCCAGUCAUGUUAAAGAGGAUAGGGCUUUGUGUGAUCAGCAGUUCAUGUCACCAGCAGCUUCUGCAGCAAGUGAUGAUAGUGGCUUUGAUGAUGAAGCAAACAAAAUAAAGAGUGUAGUUUUGCCUGCUGUGGAGAAAGAAAGCUUUGAGUAUUUGUUGAGAGAACAUCUAGAAAACCCUAAAGAUAAAGCAGUUAGAUCAAUUCCUAGUUCAAUGAGUUACAAUUUUGAGGAUCUUUGUAAAGAAAAUAAAGGUCCAGCCCCUCCUGAUGUGUUGAAUUUUAAUGUGCAUCCAGUAAUGGUCACUGUAGAAAAGUGUGGUAAUGUUGAUGAGGUUGAACCUCAGAGAGGAACGGACACUAGUAGUUCGGUAGUGAGAAGUCAAGACACAGAAAGUGACAAACCUUCCAGAGAUAUAACAACUGAAUUACAUGAGAAUUUGAACUGCUUUAAAGCCACUUCUGCAAAGGAUUGUGGUACCAGUGCAUCAGAUUCUGGCUUUAGUGAAAAAGAAUGUCAUGCUGUUCAGCCAGUUCCGGACAGCCUCAGUAGUAUAGUAGAGAUUAAAGUAGAAGCAAAUGCAGAUCAGCCUUCUAUACAUACUUUUGAGAGUGAAAAUGUAAGUAGUGAUAUAUCUAGUCAAAACAUAACUGUGUUAACUACUGAUGCUGUAGAAGAUGUGAGUGAGAAUUGUACUUCUGAGCUUACCACAGAUGGCCUUUCAACUAAUUUUGAUAAUAGUAAUGAACAGCACCAUGUUAGGGGUAAACGGAGCAGGGGGAAACACCGGGGUAGAGGCAGAGGGAGGAGAAGAGGUAGAUGUAGAGUCACUGACAGAAGCCAAGAGACCCAUAGAAGUGAUGAGACUGAGAGAGAACUAUGUGAGGAUAAAGGUGAAGAUAACAUUGCACUGAUGAGCAGCAGCAGUGAAGCAAGAGGUAAGGGAAAUCAUCGAGGUCAUGGAAGAGGUACAAGAAAACCAAAGGGAAUUCUCAAAGUUGUGCCCCGCCAAACACGUCAGCGCACAGGGACCAUUGAAGUGCAGGCACCAAGAACUAACAAAAGACAGUUGGACGAUAUUUCUUCAGACAACGUCAGCGGUACAGGUCUUCGCAGCGGUUUGUCAUCCUUACUUCAAGGAGCAAACCAGCACAUUUAUGAAGACCGAAGAAAGGAUUCUCAUAAGUCCUGUUGCUGAAGAUCCAUGGUCGGUACCUGAGUGGCAUCUGGAAGGCCUGGACAUUGAAGUCAUUGUUCAAGGUGUGCGUCCAAAGUCCCGUAAGAGUGAGCCCAGGGAGAGCCCAAACACAGAGGAUGGAAAAGGAACAGAGGACCGAGCUGCCAAAUCAGAUGAUGAUGAGAAGAAUGUUGAAGAGGAGACAGAUAUGGGAAAUGGAAAACCUUGUUCUAGUGGGCCAGCUAGCAGAACAGGUACAUUAGGUGAUGCUGAAGAGAGCCAGGUGCUGAGUGAGAAAUUGCAGGGAGUGAGUGUUCCUGAUGAUAGCAAAAAUGUUAUCCACAAAGGAGAUAGUGCAAUAGAAUUCGGAAAUCAGUCAGAAUACUCAAGUGAGGAAACACAAAGAACUGAAACAGCAAUGAAAAAUAACAAUAUAUCCUGUCCCAUGAAUUUAGCUAAUCAUUCUCUGAAGGGUAGUAUUGUUAAUGACAGUGUUGAAACAAAAGGUCCUGGGUCAUUAGGUGAAAAUGAUGAAUCCAAACAGGACAGCUGCCAGUCACACACUGCCAUAGAAUCAUCCAUAUCCAGCUCUCAGUGUGAAAAUCUAAAUGUAUGCACAUCAUUACAAAAACUUAAUCCAAAUUCCAUACCAGAAGUGAAUUUGAAUGUUUCUGAUGACCUUAAAAAGGAUCUUGAUUUUUUAAGUGUGCAAAAAGAAUGUAAAACACACAGUGAGAAAAAAAUAGAGAGCCAAGCAUCUGAUAUUAGUAAUAGAGUUCUGGUUGUGGAAACUUUGUUGAGCCAGAAUAGUGAAGUUAAAAGUGGUGCUAAUAAAGACAAUUCAGAUAUUCUCAGUAAUGAUAAGGAAGAAGGUUCCAGUAGUGUAUUUUUACAAAGUGAAACCCCUACUACAUCUGGUCAUGUUAGUAUUGAUACGAAUGAGUGUGUUAGAAAGGUAGAGUCCUGGAAUACAACAAAUUUUCCACCUAAAUUACAAGAUACAGUUAAGGAAAAGAAUGAGGAAGCUCCUGGCAUCACUGAAGCAACUUGUAAAAGGACUGAUACUUGUGAUAUCUAUGUCGCUGAUAAUGCUGAAAAUAAUGAUAGAAAAAUAGAUGCAUGCAGUGACAAAUUUGAAUACCUUGAAAAUCUUUUGAGAUCUUUUGAAUCAACUGUUCAAGGUUUAGGGGUAACAGAAAUAAAUGAAAGCAAGAAAUCUGAUGAAAAAGUUGAUUCUGAUUUCCCAAAGACCAAAGAACUCAGUAGCACAAUAUUCAUGGAAAAUUCUGUAGGUAGUACAAACAGCAAAUCUAAAUUGCAGUCACACGAAGCACAAGAAGUUCCUAAUAGUGAAAACUUAGAUUGUGGCGUUCCUGAACACCAAAAUACGAUGCAUGUAAAGGCAGUUGCAAGCCCAUUAAAUGAACUGGAGGAUGGUAAUAGAGUACUGCUAUGUGAAGGCAGUGAGAAACCCAAUUCAUCUCCUCCAUCUGUAGAGAACUCACCCAAUUCCAGUCCUCACUACUUCAUGGUAUUGCCAGACCAUGGAGAGGUCCGAACAUGGAUGGGGUUCAAGAAAGCAGUAGACUCUGAUGGCCAGUUACUUAAAAACGAUGCUGAAACAAACACAAAAGUAACAGAAAACAAUGAAGACCUAAAAAGCUCAUCCAAAGAGUUGCCUAGUACAUAUUUCAAUACCUUGUUAAAAGAUCUUAACUUUGAUGAAACCUUUUUCCAUUGUCCAGUGAAGGAACAACCUGAGAGUACAUUUGCUGAACAUCUUUCAAGUUCUCUCUUUUUUGGAGAAACUGCAGAUACUUCUCCUGUACAUCCUGUGCUGGGUACAUCUUGUCACAGCAAAAGACCAGGAGAUACUACUAACAAAUCAUGCAGUGAAAAGGAGUUUGAGAUGAACAGUAUAUCACGAGAUAAAAGUAAUGAUUCACAAAACAUUGCUGAAAUAAAGCAAAGUGUGACCUGUCUACUUGCAAAUAAUAAUGCUAUUACCAAGCAAAGUGUAUCUGAGACAGUGACAUUGGUCCCUCCAUUUACAGAUAAUGCUGCCACAAAGCAAAGUGUCUCUGAGACAAGGGCAGUGGUCCUUCCUUUUACCAAUAAUGUUAAUACCAAGCAGAGUGUGCCUAAAACAAUGGCUAUUUCCAUUUUAUGUAAAAACAAUGUUAACUGUAAGCAAAGUGUGUCUGAGACAUUGGCUGUGUCCCCUCUGUUAACAAGUAGUAAUCAUACAUCUUCAAAGAAGCCAAAUGUUAAUGAAGGUUGUUCCAAGCUGAUAAAUGAAGAUCUGUGUAUUUUUGAAGGAGGCAGGGAAGUAAAUAAAUCAAAAAUAAAAGGUGAUUUCAGUGAUGGAAUAGUUAUUGAGUUACCAUCCAAAUUAGAAUCAGAUAACAUUUUACUCAAUCCCAAUGCAAGAAGUUCAAACAAAAGUAAACUGUUUGACAUAGUACAACAUUCAAGUGCCUCUUCCCUGUCUGCAAACAGUAUGAAAGGAAGUACAUUUCCAGAAAAGCUUGGUGCCAUGGGGAACUGCAAACCAAAGGAAGUUAGCAAGAAAAGGAAGCUAUCUGAUAGUGAACUUGAGGAUACCAAGAGAUUUGUGAAGAGCACUAAACAUGCCAGUUUGGAGGGAGUGCAUUCCUCUGGGAAGAAGGAUUUUUUGACAGUUAUUAAAACAGGUCAGAGUGAGACUGUAGGGAAAGUAUGUCUUGAGAAUAACCUUGUUAUCAAUGUAAAGGAAGAGUGUAUAGAUGAUGAUGAUGAUGAGAUGCCCAUUGUCUCAUUAGAUGAUGAUGAUAUUCAAAUAAUUGUCCCAGAAAAGAAGUGCAAAGUGGAAAAAGAUAUUAGAUUACAGUGUGAUACAAUAAAGAAAGAAAAUGAAUUGGGAGACUUGUCUUCUGAUACUGAUUUAGAUUAUGCUGCUCAAAUUAAAGAGGCAGAGCAAAAGAUUAGAGAAGGAAAUUUACCCAUAAAAGGAAGUCGAUCUUCCAAUAACUGUGAUACGUUACAUGAAAAAAGAGAUUCUUACAGUAAACUAUUCAGUGAACCAGUAGAGGAUAACUUUCUCACUUGUGGUAUCCUAGAUAACUCCAUUCCACAUGACAAAAAGUGCUAUAGCCCGAGAAUGAAAGUGUUUGUAGACUUUGAAGAUAGCUUUGAAGGUGGAGAACCCCCCAGUUCACUGAAGGUGUAUUAUGGCACGAGGAAAAGAAAGUAUGAAAUUUGCAAAGAUUUGAACUUAGAUUUUGAUCUAAGUGAAAGUACACAUAUAGACUCAGAUGAACUCACUGCUAGUGUCUUAAGUCCAAGUCAUGUAUCACGCACAGAUACAUUCACUUACAAUCCUGGCUUUGGUUGCACAAAAUUUAGUCCACAGCAUGAUGAAACUGAUUCUGUUAAAGAUGAAAGAGUGUCAGACUUAGGAGUGCAAGAUUUUGAUGACUUCCCAAGUUUUCUGUCUGAUAGCUCAUCAGAAAAUCCUAUAUCACCUAGCGAUUCCAACUCAGUGGAGUAUUUUGAAAAUAUUAAAUCCACUGGGGAUGAAUGGGAAUCAUCGGGUGUAGAAGGUGGUAAUGGGGAUGAAUCCAGUCCCGAAAAUGCUGAUAGCAAAAGAGAUAUCAUGUAUCAAGCACAAUUAGGACCAAAAACAGAAACUUGUGAAAGUGGAUGGCCAGGAGAGAGUUCAGGUAGUUGUGAAUUUCAUAUACAAAAUAAUCCUCAACUUGAAAGUAUUUCUAGUGAGUCAUCUUUGACCCAUUCAUUAAGUUCAAGACAGAUGAAUAGAACAUUUCCCAUACAUACUUUAACACAAGCUCCUGAAACAAAACAAGAAAAUAGGUGCGACAUUGACACACCAACAGAAAAGCAGCUAGAGAGAGAUGCCCGUGUCUUGAUACUGCCCAGAAAUAACUCUUGUAACAUUCCAAUAGUUCCUGCAGUACCUAUUAAGAAAGCAGUUAGCAGUUAUCUACCCAUUCCCAUGUUGAGCAUUUCAACCUCAUCCCCAGGUACUUCUCAGUAUCAAUCAUCAAACCCAAGUACUACCAGUGUUGCUCUUAAUCCAUUUACUCAUAGCAGGUUGGGUCAGAAAAUUUGCAAUAAAAGUACUGGACUGACACAAGUAGGCCAUGUUAAUCAGGCUCUAAGACCACCCUUACAUCAUACUCCUAUUCAGGCUCCAGGAAACUUGGUUGAUUCGGAACCAGGUACAUUACCAGCAUCUCAGGUAUUUGAUUGUACAAACAACAGCAGCAUUUUAGGCUCCUAUGUGCUUGGAAUGGCACCUAGAAAUCCAAACAUUGAUUACAAAAUACCACAGCAGUGUACAAGACCAAUCAUUGUUCCACCUGCAUUAGCCUCUUCCUACAAAAAUGAUUUCUUGCAAGAGAGAGAGAUAAGUGGGGCUCCAUACCAGGCUGUUUCAAAUAGGCAGCCAUCUGAGAGGAUCAUUGCUGUAACGAGACAGACUUCAGAUGGGCCAGUUACACGGUUGCUAAGAGUCAGCACCUUAGCUGAAAGAGGCAGUGAUGCCUUGCAAGAUAAGAGCAUUGUUGGUGAAAGAUCUGGCAGUGAAAUAAUAGAUGAAAAGCCAUCUGCUGCAAUACACUGUGACAGUGAAGAGAAAAAGGUGGAUCUUCUUCAAAAUAACAUGAUAAAAAAAGUAAAAAUGGGUUCAAAAGGAUCAUUUUAUCUAAGACCCUCUCCUGCACUGAUGAAUGCAAUAGCAGAAUUAAGAAGCAAAGGGAAUUUGCCUGCUGGAAAUAAGUCAAAGUUAGACCGAGCGGAAUCUGAUGUCAUUGAAUUGCCUGAUGGUAGACCUAUAUCGCCCCCUAUUCACAUUCAGUCAAGAGUCUUGAAGAAGAAGAAGAAGAGAAGGAGGGGACAAAUGAACAUAAGAGAGCAUCAGAUAAGGAGACUGGCAAGGGAGAAGGUAGAAGAGACAGUGGAGAGAAGGAAAAUAGAAGAGGAUAUCCCAGAAAUGGUUGCUGUUUGCCUUGGAGGGAAGCUUCAUAUUUACCAUAGAAAAGAUGUUCACUGAAAAGGAAAUUUACUUGUGUGAAUAAUUUUGUUGUAUUUUAUUCUUUAUAGAAAAAAAAUCUAUUCACUUUAGAUAAGUUCAUUUACUGAUUUAUGAAGAGUAUAGUGAGGAGUGAUUAUUGUGAUUGACAUAAUGCAAGAACUUAUAAUUUUAUUUAGAGGUUAGUGAACAGAAUUUUUAAUAAAAUGAAAACACUCA
Penaeus vannamei (Pacific white shrimp) is the source of this 7400-nucleotide messenger RNA. The record is from RefSeq and is a predicted model, not a curated record. Lineage: Eukaryota; Metazoa; Arthropoda; Malacostraca; Decapoda; Penaeidae.